Molecule: messenger RNA, 2136 nt
Organism: Folsomia candida
Lineage: Eukaryota; Metazoa; Arthropoda; Collembola; Entomobryomorpha; Isotomidae
Exons: 4
Coding region: 336-1334 (332 amino acids)
Source: RefSeq, a predicted model, not a curated record
CCUUCCCACAAAUCCUUCUAGUUCUACAUACUUCUUCAUUCUAUUGUACUUUGAAUAAUACAUCCGUCCGACCAACCAGCCAAACUUCCAACUCAACCCUUUCAUUGCGAACCUGUGAAAUCCGUCCAAUCGCAUCAUUCACCCAUCUAAGCACGCAAUACAUUCGCCAAAUUGAUACACUAACUGUCAUUUUUUCCUUCUUACUCUGCAACAGUACAUUCUUCUCGUCAUCAAGUGAUGACCACACGUAUUUGUAAUACUCAAAUAUUUUACUAAUUAUUUUUACAUACACUUGAUUCUAUAAACGCAAGCCAUAAAUUUUAUUGAUAUCAAUCAUGGAAGAAGGCAGUUUAAAAGAGUUUAAUCACAAAAGUAGGGAAUUUAUUGACAAAACUAGGACAGCAAAAUCAAGACAAUCAUUUAAAAAUUUUGAAAUUCUUAAAGACUUGACGAUCAUUAGUGUAGUAUUACUUUUAAGCAUAGGAACCCUGCCGAAAAGUGUUCACGCAAAGUUGACAAUCUCGAAAGAGUGCGGAGAUAUAAUUUGCCAACCACAUAAUUAUUGUUCACAAAUUGAUCAUACAUGUCGUCCAUGUCAAGUUGCUUGCGAUCCGACUUUGGGGAAUUAUGACAAAGGAGUUUGCGAGAAAGACUGUCAGGAUUGGCUCCAUGAUUUGUGGUAUAUGAGAAAGCCGGAGAACGAGUCUGACUUCCGAGACGAGUUAUACAUCAAUCUCUACUACAAAGUCCAGGAGGAUUUGAGACUUUUGAAGAUAUUGAUCGGAGUGGUAAUUAUCCUGUCAACUCUGGUGAUGCUAGUCCUCUUCGCCAUCAUGGUUUACUUCAAGAGACUCAGGAACAAGUUUCAACACCAAAGCACCACCAACAGUUCAUAUCUCAAAAAAUCAAAGAAAUUGGCCGACUAUCCAGUAAUUUACAGCAACAGUCAGGUGUUGUCACUUCCGAUCCCUGACAUCCACAAGGGUCCCUCCUCCAACAGUAGCAGCAUUAACAACAAUCUGAGCAGAGGUUCUUCGCCUGACCUCGUCUCGAGGACGGUAACCACUCAGGGCAGCAGUUAUCUCAACAAUCCCUUCUUCCACCCACCCUCGUCCACUACAGCAUACGGGUCCGCCUCGAAAAACAAGAAGGACAGUGGUGCACUAGGCCUUCGAGGUGGGGGCUUCGUGAUGGAAAAUCCUGGGGUCAAAACUCCCACGCUCAAGGAAAAACAGAGCCGGCUGAAGAAAGAGCCUUCAGAGUCGACGCUGCCAGAAUACCAUGGCUAUGACAAUCCUGCCCUCGUCCCCUCCCCAGUGCAUGUCCAUAUGUAGGAACGCAUAGUGCUUAAAAGACGAUCCUAAUUCACUGAAUCUGCAUUCAAAUCGUAUUUGCGACCAUCAUAUGAAAAUUGUGGUGAAAUAUUAAGGCCACGUUAUGGUGGAAGGUGUCAUUAAAUGGAGGGAGGAACUUGGUUUUUAACCACCACCAAAAAUAUAGAUUCAGUGAAUCUGGAUCUCCUUUUAGAUAGAUCUGGUUUAAAUAAGGGAAGCCAAUAUGCAAUCAUAGUACUAUUUAUAGAAUGCAAAGAAUGAUCUUAUCACAAUAUGUAAUUUUUUCACACUAAAUCACAAUAUUCAUUACUGCAGUGAUAUGGGGUAUAUUAGUAAAUAAUAAGAAAAGAAAUGCGAGAUAUGUAUAUACGUAAGCAUUAAGCGAUGAAUAAUGAUUUUAAGUAUUUCUCCUUGGUUUGAUAAUCAAAUUUUGGAUAGAAUGCCAUUUAAUUCUCUGAGCUUUAGAAUAUAUAUAUGUAGAAGGGUACACAUUAAAAUCAUGAAAUCUCAUCUCACCGAAUCUGGGGAUUAUUUUUUUUAUUUUUGUUAAAUUAAUACGCAUUUAUAAGUAUAAUAUUUGUAAACCAAUUUUAGAGCAUUUUCUUUUACUCUUCCGCAACCGCAUGCACUUGAACUUAUUUAAUUUACAUGUCAAGUAUGAGACAUUUUUCAAUUAAGGUUUUCAUAUCUAUUUAACUCCUGCAAUCUGCAGUAAUUACAUUUUGUAUUAAUUAUAAUUGCAAAUUAUUUCGCAUAUGACAAACACCGAUCUAAUAAAGAUGUUUAAAGAUUGAAGAUUGAA